This is a messenger RNA of Oncorhynchus keta (chum salmon), 1636 nucleotides long. Its product is annotated as mitochondrial inner membrane protease ATP23 homolog. Gene Ontology annotation, cellular component: extrinsic component of mitochondrial inner membrane. The transcript is spliced from 6 exons. The coding region runs from base 424 to 1128 and encodes 234 amino acids. The record is from RefSeq and is a predicted model, not a curated record. Gene Ontology annotation, molecular function: metalloendopeptidase activity. Gene Ontology annotation, biological process: mitochondrial protein processing; mitochondrial proton-transporting ATP synthase complex assembly. Lineage: Eukaryota; Metazoa; Chordata; Actinopteri; Salmoniformes; Salmonidae.
ACCUUGUUUGUUAGAAAAAGCGAAUGUAUUUUCUGUUAACCAGCUAGCAGCAAUGUUGUUGCAGACAUUAAUUGAAUCGUUCACCUCUGGCUUACAAGGUAAAAUUAGUUUUAUACUGGAUAUUCUGUUUUCUCUUGUCAAUAGCUAUUGAUCCAAGCAUGCCGUGACUAUGAAAAUGGUAUAUUCUGAAUCGGCAUGGGUGUAUAUAUCAACAACAAAAAAAUGUGGGUUUUUCUCAUAUGAUUUUUUUUUUUAAAUACAUCAUAGUCAUAGCACACUGUAAGUACGAAUAUCCAAUAUUAAACUAAUUUGAGCACGGCAUGGUUUACCACGUGAUUUGAAAAACAAAGAAUGACCUCUCGUAGCUAGGCUGUGCUUGUUCCUGGAAGCAAAAGUGGCUAUUUUAGAAGCACUUUCCAUGCAAUGGAUCAAAAUAAACCGCAAGAAGAGGACUAUGGAUAUAACCUAUUCCCAGAGAGGAAUUCGGGAAAGUUCCAAAAGGGAUCGAUAGCAGAAAGCUUGUUCACUUUCAAUCACAAAUGUCAGGUCAUGCUACAAUUCUCAAUGGAAACAAGUCCAUAUGCAAAGCUUCUCCUUGGAGCCAUGAAAAGCUCAGGAUGUGCAGUGUACAAAGAUAGACAUUUCUCCUGUGAAGACUGUGAUGGGACUGUCAGUGGUGGUUUUGAUGCAACAUCAUCACAAAUUGUUUUGUGUCAGAAUAAUAUUCACCAGCAGUCCCACAUGAACCGAGUGGUUACACAUGAGCUCAUCCAUGCCUUUGACCACUGCCGGGCGCAUGUGGAUUGGUUUAACAACUUCAAGCAUUUGGCCUGCUCAGAGAUUCGAGCAGCCAAUCUCAGUGGGGAUUGCUCCUUCCACAAUGAAGUAUCCAGGUUCAACUUUGGCCUCAAGAAGCACCAUCAGGAAUGUGUUCGGGGACGUGCCUUGCGCUCCAUCCUUGCUGUUAGGAAGGUGAGCCGAGAGGAGGCAGAGAAAGUGGUGGACGAGGUAUUCGAUACCUGCUUCAAUGACCACGCCCCCUUUGGCCGCAUCCCACAUGACAAGAAGGAUGCUAAUUUUGCCUACAGAGAUUUUGAGAACCGAGAUCGGUAUUACGCAAACCUUUAAUGUGUUAUUACAUGCACAAAUGAAUUUUAAUUUAAUUUCCAUGGGUGCUAAUGUGAAGAUCCUUGCAGAAAGCUGGGCAACCUACCACUGCCCUCAGCAGAAUGACUGUGUCAAAAAUGGUAUGAAAUUACCUCCUGAAGGGAAAUAUUCAGAGGUCUUUCUCUCUGUCAUUUAAAUAAAUCAAAUUAUAUAAUAAAUUAUAUGUUUUUAUGGCACACUUUUGUGGACUCUAAUGCUAUAACUAAAGAAUAUGAUGGAGAGGUUUCCUUUUGGACAUUGAUAAAUGUGGCCCAAAUAUUAUUUUUGUCAUCCUUUUAGAGAGGUUACAAAGUUUGGUGUUUAUGUAGGGUAUAUGAUGCCUGUAAAACUUAUUUCAAGACUGAAAGGUGGGAACAAGGGGGACUGUCCACCCCUCUACUCUGCCAUGUAACUGAACUGGGAGUUCACUGUAAAUAGAUUUUAUUGUACUGAAUAAGUUGAAAUAAAUAUUUGAUUAUUAUGAAUAUGA